AUGAGCUGCUUCGCGGCGCGUCUUCGCCUUCGCGCGUUUCAUGAUCCCUCGCGCGCCAUCACGGACCUGCUCGAGGUGCCCAACAAGGCAUAUGACCUGUUCGCUACGAGCCAUAGCUCGCCCCAUGUCAAGCACCGCGGCAGUUCCCCGGGGCGCGGGGAGUGA
Molecule: messenger RNA, 165 nt
Organism: Trametes versicolor FP-101664 SS1
Lineage: Eukaryota; Fungi; Basidiomycota; Agaricomycetes; Polyporales; Polyporaceae
Exons: 2
Coding region: 1-165 (54 amino acids)
Source: RefSeq, a predicted model, not a curated record